Impatiens glandulifera is the source of this 1338-nucleotide messenger RNA. RefSeq names its product aspartic proteinase nepenthesin-1-like. The transcript has a single exon. Gene Ontology annotation, biological process: proteolysis. Gene Ontology annotation, cellular component: extracellular region. Gene Ontology annotation, molecular function: aspartic-type endopeptidase activity. Bases 1 to 1338 code for a protein of 445 amino acids. Lineage: Eukaryota; Viridiplantae; Streptophyta; Magnoliopsida; Ericales; Balsaminaceae. The record is from RefSeq and is a predicted model, not a curated record.
AUGGCUUCAUUUCCACGUUUUCUUACUGCCGCCAUAAUCUUAACCAUACUAUUCUUCGUUUCUCCCUCUAACUCUACUUCCCGAGGCCCACUCCUCAACCACCAACUUACCUACAAAGAAAACACAGGAUUCCGUGUUAGCCUAACGCAUGUUGACUCCGGCGCAAACUUCACCACGUUCGAAAGAUUACAACGAGCCAUGAAACGAGGAAACAACCGUCUAAACCAGCUCAACGGUUUAAUGGCAUCUUCAGAUGAUCUAUCGUCUCUUGUUUAUCCAGGAAAUGGAGAGUUCUUGAUGAAUCUUUCUAUAGGAACUCCCCCGACAGAAUUCAUUGCUAUAAUGGACACGGGUAGUGAUCUGAUAUGGACACAGUGUAGGCCUUGCCAAAAUUGUUAUGAUCAGUCAACACCCAUAUUUGAUCCCCAGGGUUCUUCUUCUUUCUUGAAGCUCUCUUGCUAUAGUCAUCAAUGUGGUGAACUACCUUCCUCCGUAUGUAGAUCGGAUGGUUGUGAAUAUACGUAUACAUACGGUGAUUAUUCCUCAACACAAGGGAUUAUGGCCACGGAAACAUUUACCUUCGGUAAUAUAUCCGUGGCCAAUUUAGGGUUUGGAUGUGGAGAGGAUAAUCAGGGAAAUGGUUUUACCCAGGGAACGGGGUUGGUUGGGUUUGGUCGUGGCCCGCUAUCUCUUGUAUCACAAUUACGAGAGCCCGCUUUCUCUUAUUGUUUCACCUCGAUUUACUCCAUGCAAACUAGUACUCUAUUAGUCGGGCCUUUGGCCUUGAACUCGAUUGGUACUAACGUGUCACGUCAAAAAACAACUCCUAUCUACACUAAUCCAUCUCGAUCUUCUCUUUACUACAUUCACCUUCAAGGAAUAACCGUUGGCACCGUAUCAUUGCCGAUUGAGAGAUCUAGUUUAGCGAUAAGAAGUGAUGGUAGUGGUGGUAUGAUCAUAGAUUCUGGAACGACAGUCACGUACUUGGAGAAUAGUGUUUUUGACCUAGUGAAGGCAGAGUUCAUCAACCAGGUGAAGUUUAAAGUUGAUGAUUCUGGAGUAACAGGGUUUGACCUAUGCUUUGUAGUGCCAAAUGGAACUUUAUAUAUCCAGGUUCCGAGGCUUGUAUUCCACUUUGAAGAUGCGGACGUGGAGUUUCCUGCAAAUAACUACAUGCAGGCGGAUUCUACCCUAGGUUUGAUGUGUUUGAUUAUGGAUGGAUCCAAUGGGUUGUCGAUAUUUGGAAAUUUAAUGCAGCAGAACAUAAUGGUUGUUCAUGAUUUGAACAAGGAGACUAUAUCUUUCAUACCAACUCAAUGUGAUAAGAUAAGAUCAUGA